AGCCUGGAACCCGGAAGCGGCAGCGCGGCGCGACCCAGCGGGCGGGCUCUGGGCGCGGGAAUCCCGGCGGAUCCCGGGCGGGCGGAUGACCCCCAGCCCUACCCUUGGUGCCGCCUCCUCCUCUCUCCUUUCUCCUCCGGCAGCCAGCGCGCCUGUGUCCUCUCUAGGAAGGGGUAGGGGAGGGGCGUCUGGAGAGGACCCCCCGCGAAUGCCCACGUGACGUGCAGUCCCCCUGGGGCUGUUCCGGCCUGCGGGGAACAUGGGCGUGCUCAGGGUCGGACUGUGCCCUGGCCUUACCCAGGAGAUGAUCCAGCUUCUCAGGAGCCACAGGAUCAAGACAGUGGUGGACCUGGUUUCUGCAGACCUGGAGGAGGUAGCUCAGAAAUGUGGCUUGUCUUACAAGGCCCUGGUUGCCCUGAGGCGGGUGCUGCUGGCUCAGUUCUCAGCUUUCCCCGUGAAUGGCGCUGAUCUCUACGAGGAACUGAAGACCUCCACUGCCAUCCUGUCCACCGGCAUUGGCAGUCUUGAUAAACUGCUUGAUGCUGGUCUCUAUACUGGAGAAGUGACUGAAAUUGUAGGAGGCCCAGGUAGCGGCAAAACUCAGGUAUGUCUCUGUAUGGCAGCAAAUGUGGCCCAUGGCCUGCAGCAAAACGUCCUAUAUGUAGAUUCCAAUGGAGGGCUGACAGCUUCCCGCCUCCUCCAGCUGCUUCAGGCUAAAACCCAGGAUGAGGAGGAACAGGCAGAAGCUCUCCGGAGGAUCCAGGUGGUGCAUGCGUUUGACAUCUUCCAGAUGCUGGAUGUGCUGCAGGAGCUCCGAGGCACUGUGGCCCAGCAGGUGACUGGUUCUUCAGGAACUGUGAAGGUGGUGGUUGUGGACUCGGUCACUGCAGUGGUUUCCCCACUUCUGGGAGGUCAGCAGAGGGAAGGCUUGGCCUUGAUGAUGCAGCUGGCCCGAGAGCUGAAGACCCUGGCCCGGGACCUUGGCAUGGCAGUGGUGGUGACCAACCACAUAACUCGAGACAGGGACAGCGGGAGGCUCAAACCUGCCCUCGGACGCUCCUGGAGCUUUGUGCCCAGCACUCGGAUUCUCCUGGACACCAUCGAGGGAGCAGGAGCAUCAGGCGGCCGGCGCAUGGCGUGUCUGGCCAAAUCUUCCCGACAGCCAACAGGUUUCCAGGAGAUGGUAGACAUUGGGACCUGGGGGACCUCAGAGCACAGUGCCACAUUACAGGGUGAUCAGACAUGACCUGUGCUGUUGUUUGGGAAACAGGGAAGCAUUGGGGACCCCUCCCAACUUUUCUUCCCAGUAACGCCUGCUGUUUACUGCCACCUGGCACUGGUGACUACAGACGUUCUCAGGCUGGCCAGAAGAGACAUCUUGGGUUCCUUGGCCUCACUCUCUGUAAGCAUAUAAACCACAGGCGAAAGAGGAUGCUGCAUUGCAAGGACCCAGAAAUUCAUACUGGUGCCACGUUUCCUUCCCUUAUUUCUAACGUGUAUGUUUCUGGUGGAAAUCAAGUUCACCCUGGCUGGGAGCAUCUCUGAUGAGGCAUGCUGGCGACUGGAUGGAUAAUCCUGUGCAUCACCAUUGUGUCCUGUGCUCCCUCCUAGCACAGUGGCCAAGCCGGGAAAGCCUCUAACUUGCCUUUGCUGCCGCUGCUGCUGCUGCUGCCUUUUUUUUUUUUUUUUUGUCUCUGCCUUUCCAUUUGUUAGAUGGGGGCCCACUCUUCCUUAGCUCUGUCUCUGAGUUAUUGGGUGGAAAUAAGCUUAUAAAUGAAAUACUCUUCUUCAUCUCUGUUUUGCUCUUAAAAAUAUAAAAAGGCAAUUCCCCGAGCCCUAGAGCCACCUGAUUUCCCCUUAGAAGGCUGUUUUUCAGUUUCCCCCAGUGAGGCCCAAAGAACAGUUUAUUCCUCCUUUCCUCUUGCUGAUUUGGUUUCAGACCUGCCUGCAUCACCAUGACUAGGUGAGAACGUGUGGGCUCGCUGCAGUUCCAGGGAUAUAAUUUAACAGAAAGGGAGGGUAUGACCUGCUCCUGGUGAAUCCAGCCACUCAUUUAAUAUGCAUGGUGCCCUGUGGGGCCCCUCCACAGUACAGCAUAACCAGAGGUGCUGAACCAUGGCCUUGCCCAUAAACAGACAGGAGAAUUUGCACAGUAAAUAGAGCCAGCUGGGAAAAUUGAUGCUGACGUAAAUAAUACAUGGCAAAUCUAGUCCUUUAUGCAGAAAUUCAUUGCUGGUGGCUCCAAGAUGCAAUAUAAUUACACCUCUCUUCCUGCCAGCUGUACCACAGCUAGUGCCCUAGUGUAUGAAAUAAUCCCUCUGUCUUUCACCAGCACUGUGGCCAUCCGUCUGAGAGCCAUGACCCUGGCUGGGAGGGGACGAAGACACCAGGGAAUGGAAAAUAAAAGGAAAAGUAGAGAAAUGA
Pan troglodytes (chimpanzee) is the source of this 2424-nucleotide messenger RNA. RefSeq names its product RAD51 paralog D (gene RAD51D). Gene Ontology annotation, cellular component: Rad51B-Rad51C-Rad51D-XRCC2 complex; microtubule organizing center; replication fork. Gene Ontology annotation, biological process: double-strand break repair via homologous recombination; reciprocal meiotic recombination; DNA strand invasion. Gene Ontology annotation, molecular function: ATP binding; ATP-dependent DNA damage sensor activity; single-stranded DNA binding. The coding region runs from base 260 to 1246 and encodes 328 amino acids. NCBI's taxonomy places the organism in Eukaryota, Metazoa, Chordata, Mammalia, Primates, Hominidae. The record is from RefSeq and is a predicted model, not a curated record. The transcript has 10 exons.